Messenger RNA from Drosophila novamexicana, 404 nucleotides. RefSeq names its product signal peptidase complex subunit 1 (gene Spase12). The transcript has 3 exons. Bases 77 to 370 code for a protein of 97 amino acids. Lineage: Eukaryota; Metazoa; Arthropoda; Insecta; Diptera; Drosophilidae. The record is from RefSeq and is a predicted model, not a curated record. Gene Ontology annotation, biological process: protein targeting to ER. Gene Ontology annotation, cellular component: endoplasmic reticulum membrane; signal peptidase complex.
UCUUCGAUUUUUACUGCUGACGUGCCGCAACCGAAUUUGUUUACGCAUUAGAAGUGCAAAAUUCAGAAAUCUCAACAUGCUUGAUAUACAGACACACAUGGACUUUGUUGGCCAGGCGAAAGCUGAGCGCUGGUCCCGUUUAAUCAUAACAUUAUUUGGAGUUAUUGGUCUUAUAUAUGGCGCGUUUAUGCAGCAGUUUUCUCAAACUGUUUACGUGCUGGGUGCUGGGUUCCUGUUAUCUUCACUGAUUACCAUCCCACCGUGGCCGUUCUAUCGCAACAAUCCUCUGAAAUGGCAGAAACCGGUGAAUACCGAGCAGAAACAGCAGCCUGGCGAUUCCAGCGAUGAGGGCAAGAAGAAGAAGAAAUAGUUGAAGAUAUUUAAAUAAAACUAACUUCAAGUAA